Molecule: messenger RNA, 1239 nt
Organism: Engraulis encrasicolus (European anchovy)
Lineage: Eukaryota; Metazoa; Chordata; Actinopteri; Clupeiformes; Engraulidae
Gene: cabp4
Product: calcium binding protein 4
Exons: 7
Coding region: 1-765 (254 amino acids)
Biological process (GO): regulation of voltage-gated calcium channel activity
Cellular component (GO): cytoplasm
Molecular function (GO): calcium channel regulator activity; calcium ion binding
Source: RefSeq, a predicted model, not a curated record
AUGUCUCAGAAAGUAGAGAAGAAAGUGCCAGCGAGGGGAGGCGGGGACAGUCGACCUUCCUCUGCAGCUGGGAGGGGAGCUGGCGGGGACAGUCGACCUUCUUCGGCAGCUAGCACUUCGUCACGCACUCAUUCUCAAGGGGACGGCCCUGCUUUGAAGUCCUCCAUGAAAAACUCCCAUAAAGGCUCCACGCACAAAGACUCCACCAGCAGCUCAGAGAGUCAGCGCAAGAAGAGCCGUCAGCUCAGCGACAACUCCAUCGCUGCCAUCUACGCACCCUACCUCAAUGCACUGUUUGGACAGGAUAGAGAGUUAUUACCCGAGGAGCUAGAUGAGUUGCAGGAGGCCUUCAAGGAAUUCGACUAUGACAGUGACGGCUACGUGCACUACAAGGACGUGGCUGACUGCAUGAGGACCAUGGGCUACAUGCCCACGGAGAUGGAGCUGAUUGAGAUCAUCCAGCAGGUCAAGAUGAAAUGGGGAGGGCAUGUGGAUUUUGAUGACUUCUGUGAGUUGAUGGGUCCUCGCAUGCUGGCUGAGACGGCUAACAUGGUGGGGCUUAGGGAGCUCCGCUGUGCCUUUAGGCAGUUUGACUCUAAUGGGGAUGGACGGAUCACCUUCGAGGAGCUGAAGGAGGCCAUGAAGAGUCUGCUGGGGGAGAAGCUGAAGAAGGGAGAACUGGAAGAGGUCCUCGCUGACAUCGACCUCAACGGAGACGGCAAUGUUGACUUUGAUGAGUUUGUCAUGAUGCUGGCUCGGGUAUAGAUUUCUCAUCUUCCAGGGGAUGACGUCAAGUUGCUUCUCCUGUGACAUAACCAGGGUUCACAUGGCUUCUUGUGAUUUAUGUCUCCGACACAUUUUUAUAUACACAUGAUUGAGCCACGACGAAGACUAGACUGGGGAAAAUUGAUUUCUGUCCUUCACUAUGUUGAUCAUUGGCUUAUCUACAAACAGUUCUGCAAAUGAGGCUUAACGCUUAACCAAUGCCUCAAAGGGUGUUGGGACAGAGUUAUGAAACUACCGAAAAGUGGCACAAUAUCUGCUGAGGCAUUGCUGCCCUCUACAGACAAAAGUGGCGAACUGCAUCAAGACAGUUGCCCCUAAAGCGUGUAAAUACUGUAACUUCAAAAAAUAAAUAUGAAUAUGACAUGAAUUAGGUGUUUAUGUGUCUUUCUCUUCAAAUCUCAUUGGAGUCUAAUGUUUGAAGUCCAUUCAGAAAAUAGAAAAGAAAGAAAAAGA